AUCCAGAAUAUCGUAAAGAGGUUUAUAAAAACUGUUCUAAUCAACGCACCUGUAACCUCACCUCACCAUACACACCUGGUGAUAUAUACGAUUUCAUCUACUAUCCUUAUAUAUGUAUACCAGCUACUCACAUCAUAUAUAAUAUUCUAGAAGUAAACUGUGCUACAUUGCAUUAUGAAGUCAAGCUGUAUUUCUCCAGUCAACAACCUCCCACAGCUAACACUUUCUGUAGCAUUGCAAAUUCAACCGAUGUUCUAAUAGACGGUGUUUUUAUGAAUUUGGGGACAGAAUCGUGCAGACAUGUUCAAGGAAUUCCAAGGAAUCAAAGUUUAUUCAACUGUUCUGUUGAUCCAAAACUAUCCAGCGAACAAACAACUGUUCCAAAUAAAAACGUCGCAAACGAAAAGGAUGCUGUUUUGUUGAUUAAGAUUGAUCAAGGCCCGGUCAUUGCUUGUACUAAAUAUUCGCCACCAAUCUCAGUUGCAGCUACAAGUGUAACUUCCUCUGAUCAGUUGGGUUUAAUAAUUGGUUGUGUUGUUGGUGUUGUGGUAAUUCUAGUGGUAGUGGUGAUUAUUUAUUGUAUAAUAAGGAAGAGGAAAAAUAAACUGAAAUCAACAGAUAAUAACCAACAGAUAUAUUUUACCCAAGAUAAAAACCAGGAAGAACCUGAAUAUGAUACUAUACAGGAUGGUGAUAAAGGUAAACACGAAUCAGCUUAUCAGGAUAUCGAGGAUACUUUCUUACAGAACUCUAUAACUAACAGAGAACCAAAUUACCAGAACUCUACAACUAACAGAGAACCAAAUUACCAUAACUCUACAACUAACAGAGAACCAAAUUACCAGGUCAUUGAAGACGACUUUCUUAACAAGGCCAAACCAACAUCCGGUUAUAGUGAACCCUGGGACACCUGCAUUAAGCUAAAACCAAUCUUACACUCUGGAAAACAACCACCUGAUCCGAAAUUUAAAUAUAGUAUGGACAAACCGAAGACAGGCAGAAUACAGGGAGAAAAUGCAUCACCGCACUACGAUCACGUCAGAGCCGAGACAACUGUAGAUAAACAAACUGAAUUAACUCCGUCAGUAACAGAUAAAACGUAUUAUGAUCAUAUUAAAGACGUAGACGAAAUCCUGGAUUCUGAUCCAUACAGCGACCCUACCUAUAACCAUCUCGGUCAAAAUAAUGUUGCUCCAAUUGGUACAAACCACGCACCGCACCAAGUCAUAAAGGUUGACCUCAAUUCAACAUCUAAGAAUAAAGAUCAGAAAGAUAAGGAUGAUCCGUAUAAUGACCCGACUUAUAACCACCUUGGUCAGAAUAACGUUGCUCCAAUUGGUACAAACCACACACCGCACCAAGUCAUAAAGGUGGACCUCAAUUCAACAUCUAAGAAUAAAGAUCAGAUAGAUAAGGAUGAUCCAUAUAAUGACCCGACCUAUAAUCAUCUUGGUCAGAAUAACGUUGCUCCAAUGGUUACAAACAACGCACCACACCAAGCCAUAAAGGUGGACCUGAAUUCAACAUCUAAGAAUAAAGACCCUAUUGAUAAGGAUGAUCCGUAUAAUGACCCAGCCUAUAACCAUCUUGGUCAAAAUAACGUUGUGCCAAUUGGUACACUCAACGCGCCACAGGUCAUCACAGUGGACCCCAAUUUAGCAUCUAUGAAUAAAGAUCAGAUAGAUAAGGAUGAUCCGUAUAAUGACCCGACCUAUAACCAACUUGGUCAGAAUAACGUUGCUCAAAUUGAUACAAACCACGCACCGCACCAAGUCAUAAAGGCGGACCCGAAUUCAACAUCUAAGAAUAAAGAUCAGAUAGAUGAGAAUGAUCCGUAUAAUGACUCAACCUAUAACCACCUUAACGAAGAUAAAACCAUCUCUCAGAGAAACCUGAAACUUCCACAAGAGGAGGUAACUCACUUGUCAGUCAUCGGUCUUAAAUCUGAUACUGAUAACUACAACCACAUAGACGUCAAGAACGAUAACUCUGUUUUAGAUAAAGAACCCACACCAACAGAUGUUACCAAUAACCACACGAUGUCCAGUGGUGGGAAACCUAUGUCGUCCGAUAAUUAUAAUCAUCUAGACAUCAAGGGAGACAACCAUCAUACAACAAAACAAGUAAAGAAUCCAGCUGGGAAACAAGAUAAUUACGACCACAUAGGUAUCAAGAAAGACAACUCUGUUUCUGUUAAGGAACCUAGACCAGAAGGUAAUCACACAUCUUCCAGUGACUUGUCUCCAGAUCAUUACAACCAUAUAGACAUCAAGGGAGACAACCAUCAUAUAACAAAACAAGUAAACAAUCGGGCUGGGAAACAAGAUAACUACGAUCGUAUAGGUAUCAAGAAAGACAACUCUGUUUCAGAUAAGGAUUCAGAUGUCACACUAGAAGAUGACACCUAUAAUCACAUAACUUCCAAACCCUCGUCUUCAGAUAAUUACUAUCAUAUAGACCUCAAGGGGGAUAACCCUAAUACCACUAAGGAAGCAGAGAAUCCAGCCGGAAGCAAGGUGGAUAGAGAUAAUAUUACAAAACCUAAAGAGCAGUCAUGCUCUAAGCAGGGUGCUACUACUAACAAUUACGAUCACAUUGAAUUAUAGAUUUAAUUAACUGAAUCAAUGAUAUAUAUGCUACCCGAAUCUCGAAGUUUCCAAAUUAACACAUUUAAUAAUCUUUGAUAUGUAUAAUCCAGAUUAAACUAUAGAUUUAGAAAAUUAAUCAGACAUUUUAGCUAAAAUGUUGAAUUUAUAUAGGGAAUAGUAAAUAUAUUUUUAUAUCAGAAAACAUAAAAAAUCAGUCACCAAGGACAGUUUUUAUUUCAGAGUGUCUGUAGUUAGUUAUUUUGCCACGUUAUUAACCUGGGACUAGAUCUGGCUAAUUAUAAAAUGCAUGUAUAAUAUUUUUGUGUCCCUAUAAAGGAACGUAAUUUUGUAAUUUUGUGUAGAUUUUGUAUUUUUCAUUUCCUUUUAUUUUUGUUGUUUUGAUAUUUUAUGUAUAUAUAUUUUAGAUUAUAUUUGUUUACUGUGUAUUAAUGUUAUAUGUUAUAACAGAUAUGUUAUAAAUAACAGUUUUGCUACUGUG
Molecule: messenger RNA, 3087 nt
Organism: Patella vulgata (common limpet)
Lineage: Eukaryota; Metazoa; Mollusca; Gastropoda; Patellidae
Exons: 5
Coding region: 273-2606 (777 amino acids)
Source: RefSeq, a predicted model, not a curated record